UCAAGAUUUCCAUUCAGCGAUUCGCAUUGUCCCCACGUUUUAUUGAUUCAUAUCGCUCUUUCUUCCCACUUCUUCUCCCACUUCAUCCCCCCUCCCCCAAUCGCCACCACCAAUUAAUUAAUCACCUCUUAGUUCGCCUCUCCUUCCUAAAAAACCUAAAAAAAAAACCGAUAUAAAUGGCUGCUAUGGCGGUUCGCGACAUCGUUGCAGAUCAGUCUCUCUUACCAGUCCUGAAUAGUAGCGCGGAGACUCGUGAACAAUGUGAGAAGCUCCUCGCUUUACUAGACCCAACCGGUGAGCCUGCAUCGUCAAAUCUCCAGGAGACCAUUCUAGCGGCGUCAAGAGAGCAAAAACAAUUAUUUGCCCUUCUCGCUCAACUCCGCGGUCUGAAUCGAGAAGCUAUCUUUCGCGUUCGCGAAACUAAACAAUCGACGGCGGAGGCUCGCCAGGAAAUCGAUCGGUUACACCUUCAGCUGCAGAAUCUAUACUAUGAGCAAAGACAUUUGACCGGGGAAAUUGCGGCUUGCGAGUCUUACGACCACAAGUACCUUUCUCUUCCUUUAAUCCCGGUCGAAGAGUUCCUCGCUCUCUUCCCAGAACACAAUGACUCGGACGCCCAUGAGCUCAUGAUUGCUCGUAUCAACUAUGAACAUGCUGAGCGGGAAAAAUUAGAACAGGCGCGACAGGAGCUUUUGAAGCGGAAGCAGGCUUUGAUCGCGGAAAACAACAAACGCAAGGAAGAUUUGGCCAGUUUGGACCAAGAUCUGGAGAGGUUUAUUGACGCCGCAAAACCUAUCCAGAAGAUUUUCGAGAAAGAGUAUUAAACGAAAAACGCAGAACAAUAAUCGGUUAUCCUUUACUUUUGAAUUCAGUCCGUGGCAUCUGGCGCCUUGGUUGAGAUACCCCCAUAGUUCUAUUCGACAGGGUUUUUCUUUCUUUUAACUGUAUUACUAUGCAAUUGAUCUGGGUGAUUUUCUUGUUGUAAACGCGGUAAUAGUUCUAUUCGUAUGAAAGUAUCAAAGCCCAAUGGAUAUAAAUAAAAAAGAAAAG
Molecule: messenger RNA, 1050 nt
Organism: Aspergillus alliaceus
Lineage: Eukaryota; Fungi; Ascomycota; Eurotiomycetes; Eurotiales; Aspergillaceae
Exons: 3
Coding region: 177-824 (215 amino acids)
Biological process (GO): positive regulation of DNA-templated transcription, elongation; mRNA export from nucleus
Cellular component (GO): THO complex part of transcription export complex
Molecular function (GO): mRNA binding
Source: RefSeq, a predicted model, not a curated record